CAUCGCGCGUCGCCAGCGUUGGCGGGUGCACGUUGCUUUCCAGCCUCCGCCACUCCUGCUGCACCUCUGUUUCUCAUCCAGGGCGCUAGUCCCCGGAGUUCGGAAAUGUUCCCGGAACUUAAUAACCUUCUCAACACCACGCCUGACAAGGCGGAGCAGGGGAAACUGACUCUGCUGUGUGAUGCCAGGACAGAUGGCAGUUUCCUUGUGCAUCACUUUCUCUCCUUCUACCUCAAAGCGAAUUGUAAAGUCUGCUUUGUGGCACUCCUUCAGUCCUUCAGUCACUACAACAUUGUGGCACAGAAGCUGGGUGUCAGCUUGACCGCAGCACGGGAACGUGGCCAGCUUGUGUUCCUUGAGGGUCUCAAGUCCUCGGUGGAUGUCUUCUUUCAGGCUCAGGAGGAUCCACACCCCCUGCAGUUUCUCAGGGAGGCCAGUGCUGGGAACCUACAACCAUUGUACGAGUUUGUGCGGGAGGCCCUGACACCCGCAGACAAUGGGGAGGCUGCGUGGAGGUGCCCGGUGCUGCUGGUGGACGACCUCAGUGUGCUGCUGAGCCUGGGCGUGGGAGCGGUGGCUGUGCUGGACUUUGUCCACUACUGCAGAGCCACCGUGUGCUGGGAACUGCAGGGAAACGUGGUGGCCCUUGUGCAUGACAGUGGAGACGCGGAAGAUGAGGAAAACAACACCCUGCUGAUCGGUCUCAGCCAUCAGAGCCACCUUAUCCUGCGGACCGAGGGCCUGGCCACUGGCUUCUGCAAGGACGUGCAUGGGCAGCUGAGGAUCCUGUGGAGGAGGCCGUCACAGUCCGCAGCCCGGCGGGAUCGGAGCCUCACUUUCCAGUACAAGAUACAGGACAAGAAUGUGUCCUUUUUCGCAAGAGGACUGUCUCCUGCCAUUCUGUAACCUGACUCAGGAGCAGCUGAAGCUACCUCGGACUGGUCGGACGUGGAAGAUAAAGCAACCGAGCAGGAAGGGGUCUUUACGUCUUCGUUGGUGCUGUUUCAGGCUGGGCUGGCAGCUCCACUGGGACCCGGCCAGACUGUGCAGCCAUGGUGUGCCUUAGCUCUUCUGGGCCCUGUUCAGAAAACACCAUGAGGAAUCCACACCCCUGCCUGUGCUGGGAGAGACUGGAUGCUGAAUCCUAGUGAAAGGAGCCUUUGAAGCUUGCCUUGUAAAUACAAUCUGGCCCCAACUGCCCGCUCUUGGUGAUUGUGUCUUGUAGAGCCAGAGUGAGCAUGUGCCCACGAGAUACUUCUGGAUGGCAGUGCCCAGGGUGACAGUAUAAUCGUGACUGCAUUAAAGUGAGUUCCCAUACUGGGGCCUCUGUUUCUCGCUCUCUAGCUCUCUUUUUUUCUAGUUUUUUUUUUUUUUCUUGUUUGUUUGUUUGCUUGUUUUUUGUUUUUUAAUUUGAAAGAGAGACAGAAAAAGUUCCCAGGUGCUAGUUCAUACCCCAAAUGCCCACGGUGGCCACCUGGCCAGGACAAAACUGGGAUCAGGAACUCAGGCAGGUCUCUUACAUGGGUGGCAGGAACCCAGUCACCCAGUUUAUCACCACUGUCUCUCCUGAUCUGUUUCAGCAGGAAGCUGGAUUCAGGAGCCAGAGCCGGGAGUUGAACCCAGGCACUCUGACGUGGGAUGCAGGCAUCUUAACCAGAAUCUUCAACCACUAGGCCACAUGUCCAACCCUGGAUUUUCUCUUAGUUUUCAUCUUCUUCUUGCAAGGUGCUUAAAUCCAGUGAGAAAAUAGGCUUAGAGAGAUUUGGAAGCACACUCAGAGCUUAGAGCCACUGUAGGUAACAGGGCCUGACUCCGAAGUCCACACUUGCUGACCAACAUUCACAGAAACCAGGCACAGGCUUCCCACUGACAGGUGUGACCUUUUCUCUCCACUGCCUUGCUCCUUUUCAGAGUCCUGGCCAUUGAGGACCUGACACCAGGCCCUUGGUCACGCGAGGCCCUAUAUGAGGCACAGGUGUGUAGUCUCAUUGAGGGGAGGCAGUAUUCUUGCAGGAUGGGGCCUUGGCGAGGAACCAGUGUUUCCCUCCCUGGUGAAGACUACAGGAGGUGGUAGGGGACAGCUGGUCCCAACCAGCCACUCAAUCAAGGUUGCCUCACGGUGGAAACCAGAGGCGUCUGCUGAAGGUGGGUACAAGGCGUCCUUGUCUCUUUAGUUUUACCUUCCUUAAUCUUUAUAAACAGGAACUGUUUAUCACCCUUCCUUCCAAAUCACACUGUUAGGUAGGUUACCCCACUGAAACGAUGGCUGCUUUUGUUUUAAAAAUAUUUCAUCCCUGAGAGAAUAUUUAAAAAUUGUAAACAUAAGUAAUUUAGGAGAGUGGUUCUUCAAAGGAUCUAAUGAAUAUUAUUAUUUCGGUAUUUAUCCAGCCUUCAUUUGAGCUACAGUACUGAACAGCAAAGCUUACCUUUCAUCUGAUAA
This is a messenger RNA of Lepus europaeus (European hare), 2440 nucleotides long. RefSeq names its product elongator acetyltransferase complex subunit 6 (gene ELP6). Lineage: Eukaryota; Metazoa; Chordata; Mammalia; Lagomorpha; Leporidae. The transcript is spliced from 7 exons. The record is from RefSeq and is a predicted model, not a curated record. Gene Ontology annotation, cellular component: elongator holoenzyme complex. Bases 106 to 906 code for a protein of 266 amino acids. Gene Ontology annotation, biological process: tRNA wobble uridine modification.